Molecule: messenger RNA, 848 nt
Organism: Kockovaella imperatae
Lineage: Eukaryota; Fungi; Basidiomycota; Tremellomycetes; Tremellales; Cuniculitremaceae
Product: SGNH hydrolase-type esterase domain-containing protein
Exons: 4
Coding region: 30-674 (214 amino acids)
Molecular function (GO): phosphatidylcholine lysophospholipase A1 activity
Source: RefSeq, a predicted model, not a curated record
CUCUGAUCUCUCUAUGGUACGGACGCCCGAUGUCAGACUCAAGUUCUUUGCUCAGGAUACUUUGUCUAGGCGAUUCACUCACGUCCGGCUAUGUUAGCCCCUAUCAGCCCAACGCCAGGCCGUAUGCGAUAGGGCUCGAGGAGGUCCUCGAGAGAGCACUGCCUGGUAUCAGGAUAGAUAUCACGGUGAAUGGCGUACCAGGAGCGUGUGUCCAGGAUGAUUUUAUGCAGCGACUGGUCGAUGAGAUUGGCGAGGAUAAGAGCACGUCUCCCUUUGAUUGGAUCGUCAUACUUGGAGGCACAAAUGACCUCGCAUUCGCGAGCAGAGAAGGCGUCAGGGGGAUCUAUCAAUCCCUCGAACGUCUCUACGCUCUCGCUCUGAGAGGGGGAUGUAGAGUUCUCGCUUUGACCGUUCCGGAGACAUGUUGGGGUCAUCCCAGUCUACCGAAAGACGAGUUUUACGAAAAAAGAGACCAGCUCAACAAUCUCAUUAACUCGUACAAGAGGGACAAUUAUUACGUGUUCGACCUCCACCAGGCCAUUCCUUACAUGAACCUCAGUAAGGAGGACAAGAAGCUCUACUGGGCGGAUGGAGUCCAUCGUACUGCUCUAGGAUACGACAUCAUGGGGGAAAAGAUUGGCGAGGCGCUCUUGCGAUUCCUGCGGAAUGUAUAGUGACCGGCUUAAAUAGCUUCAUCCAUCUAGCAGACAUGACGGUCAUCGGUCAGAGAGCAGGCCCAUCUUCAGUCAAAGCAUCUCUCUACAUAUGUCCGGUCACUCUGCUCUCCUAAUCGUGGCCUUCACAGCUACUGAAGCAUACCCGGGCUACCCGGGCCAUGACGGACCCUU